UGGAAGCACGCGUAAACGAGCGUGUGUUUGACUGUGUGCGUGCGCGCUCGUGUUCUACCGUUUUGACAGCUGCGAAUUGCAUCUUCCGCCGCAAAAUAGAGUAAAUAUUGCGUUAGUUCGGAAGCGAAAGAACAAAAUCUACCGCUCAAAAAGGAUACAUAUUUUUACAGCCGUUGCCGGUAGGCCUGAAUAACGUUCAACUGUUUACAUUCACCGUGUGCAAACUCUGUGGAAGUGGGUACUGUACUGCACAUCUUAUGGCACUAGUCCGGAGUCAUUCUACGCACAAGACGGUGGCGUGGUUAUGCCCGCUCGUAUCACUUCUUCUGGUGCAGUUUCCAUCGAACGUCUUAGCGAUACAGAAAGAAAUGACCGUCAGUAUUGCGCCCGGGAAGGUGGACUGUUUCUACGAGACUGCAAAAGCCGGACAAACGAUCGACAUCGAGUAUCAGGUGAUAGACGGUGGGCACGGCGAUUUGGAUAUCAGCUUCGAGCUGGCCGAAGUGACGGGACGCACAAUAUUUGCCGAUUAUAAAAAGUCGGACAACAUUCACCGGUUUCCGGUGCCGUACGAUGCGGAGUACAAGUUUUGCUUUGAUAAUGGCUUCAGCCGGGCAAACAGUAAGACGGUGUUUUUUGAGCUCAUUAUCGAGCGGGAAGGUGACCAGGAGGAUUCCAGCUGGUCGGACAUCGAUCUCCUGGAGGGCCUAACGCCGGAGGAGUUCUACGAGAUGAAGGUACAGGACAUGGAGGACGCGAUCAAGCGUGUACGCAACAAUCUAACGAAGGCGCGCCAGCUGCAGGACAUGCUGCGUUCGCACGAGGCUCGUGAUCGUAACGUGGCCGAGGAAAACUACUUCAAGGUGAACGUGUGGUCGUUCUUCCAGAUUCUUGUCAUGGUAGCAGUCGGUACACUGCAGGUGUUCAUGGUGAAAUCUUUAUUUGACGUAGAUUCACGAGCGUACAAGCUGCUCACCAAGCUAUAACGCGAUACUUGCCACGAUUUGAUUUUUGUUUAACUCGAAUCACAACCGCACAACGCCAGUUUUGCCAACAAACCAAAGCUUCAUCUCGUCAUAAUGGAUCGUCGUGAUCAGAACAUUUGGGCAUAUCGGACAAUCGGACGGCAGGAACUCGAUAGGAUAGGAGGAACGCAUAAAUUAAGUCAUCGAAAACAAUCAAGUGCCAUAGAGAUGGUGUGGGUACGAAGUCCCACAAGCAAAAGGGGUUCAUGAGUGAGAUCGUUUCCUUCAUUUGUCACGUCGAAAUAGAAAACCGGAGAUUUUAAUACGAAGCAUAUUCUUAUCGCGAAAGAAAUUGCUCCUAUUGUUUUACUAUAUUUUUAUAUAUACAUAUCGCUGAAGACACGAUAGGUUCA
Molecule: messenger RNA, 1378 nt
Organism: Anopheles moucheti
Lineage: Eukaryota; Metazoa; Arthropoda; Insecta; Diptera; Culicidae
Gene: opm
Product: transmembrane emp24 domain-containing protein 1
Exons: 2
Coding region: 258-986 (242 amino acids)
Biological process (GO): Golgi organization; endoplasmic reticulum to Golgi vesicle-mediated transport; intracellular protein transport
Cellular component (GO): COPII-coated ER to Golgi transport vesicle; endoplasmic reticulum; Golgi apparatus
Source: RefSeq, a predicted model, not a curated record